GUGGAUGACUCCAGAGCUUUACAGCGUGUGGUUCGUUCAGUGAGUUAGGAAGAAAACUGUUUGCAUACCAAUCUCUCUCUCGUCUCGAAGACAGCAUGACCAAAUUGGGGCUAUAGUUAUCUUCGGCUCUGGAAUUUAUUUGUUGAAGACUGAAGUCUAAAGGCUUGUUGUUCUGUUCUUGGACACAUCUCCUACUUGGCUAUUUUCUUAGAAUAUUUAUUUCGUUUUUUUAUGCUCUGAUUUUAGGUGCGUAAUUCUAUUAUCUGACAUAUUUUGUGGAGAGAACACCAGAAAGCUCGCGCAGAGGUUUUGGACUAAACUGCAGUUUUGAGUACACGAUCGUGACAGAAUUACCCACCAUAGGACCAAGCGGCAUGGAAGGCGGCAACAGGACCUACCCAUAAAGGAUUUCUGGACAUGGGAGGAGAUACUGGAUGGUAAGGGGCCGUGGGAUCAACCUGGAGAAUAUCGCCUCCCUCGUGAAGAGCUGGAGGCAGCGAAAGCCGAGAGGAGGCGAUAUGAGGAGGCAGCACGGAGACAAGGCUGGAAGCCCCUAAAUGAAAACAGGAGAGGAGGGGAAACAGAGAAGUCAUCUGCUUCAUCUGAACGAAGAAGCAGAAACAGAAACUCAUGGGGCUGGGAGAGGCUUCAGCGAGAGGUACAGCCAUGGACAGAGACUGUCUCAGCUGCAUCAAAUACCUAAUGUUUGUCUUCAACUUUCUCAUCUUCCUGGGAGGCUCCUUCCUCCUGGGUGUGGGUGUGUGGGUGCUGGUGGACCCUACAGGCUUCAAGGAGAUCGUAGCAGCCAACCCUCUGCUCUUCACAGGAGUCUACAUCAUCCUGGCCCUGGGGGGAAUGCUUUUCCUAUUGGGCUUCCUGGGCUGCUGUGGAGCCAUCCGGGAGAACAAGUGUCUGCUGAUGUUUUUCUUCAUGCUCAUCCUGGUCAUCUUCCUGGCGGAACUAGCUGCAGCCAUCCUGGCCUUCAUAUUCCGGGAGCACCUGACCAGAGAGUACUUCACUAAGGAGCUGAAGAUGCACUACCUGGGCUACAAUAACACUGAUGUCUUCACUGGAACGUGGAACGCUAUCAUGAACACUUUUGACUGCUGUGGCGUGAACAGCCCGGUGGACUUUGAGGAGAGCCUGUUCAGACUGAUCAACCCUAAUGAGAUGGUCCCUGCGGCCUGCUGCAGGAGGGGUAGUCACCCCGGAGACUCAGCCUACAUCCCCCAGGAGGAGUGUCUGAUGGGGAACAUGCUGUUCAGAAACAACAAGGGCUGCUACUCAGCGGUGGUGGACUACUUUGAGCUGUACAUCUAUGUGGCUGGAGCGCUGGCCAUCGUGGUGCUCACCAUUGAGCUGUUUGCCAUGGUCUUUGCCAUGUGUCUCUUCAGAGGUAUCCAGUAGGAUUAGCGCACCACACGCCGGACAGGAGUACUUUUCGGAGCUAGAAAAGGGAAAUCAGGAGAAGGGAAAGAAAAAUGUACACUUGUAAAUUUAUCGUUCUUUUUUAUAUCUGCCAAAAUUGAUUGAUUGGUUGGAAAACAAACGAAACAACACUCAGAAAACAAACAACUAGUACUUCUCAGCUGGACCUUUGAGGUAUUUGGUGACAAAAAAAAGAAAGGAUAGAAAGAGAAAAAAGACAAGAACGGCAGGAAAAUGACAAGAAAAACGUAUGUAAAGUGAUUUGUGUGUAAAGUGAAACAGAUGUUUCAUGGACCAGGUCUAACACGGACCGGGUGUAUUGUAGUGGAACGCGAAUAGGACCUGGGUGAAACCAGGCGUGGUAAAUAAGAGGACCCGGUUGAAGCCUGCCCUGCAGCAGAAGUAGCUUGAGACCCAGAUCUGUUUGUGCUGUCUUGCUAGCUAACUGGGACUCAGGCUAGAGCAGAAGACACUGCACUGACUUUUGGAUGAAGAAUAUUUAUACUUACUGAGUAAAAAGUUGGCUUGACUAAUAUAGAAAUAUGUGUUUUAUGUACACUUUAGCUGUUCCUUCCUAUUACCACUUCUCCCUCCCCCGAUCCCCCGCCCUUCCAUCUACUGCUACCACAAUUCCUCCCUCUUUCCCACUCCCUCCCUCCACAUAGUAUUGUUAGAGCCAUACCUCUUUAAUGCUGUAAAAAGUCCCAUCUAUAAUGUGUGUGUGUGUGUGUGUGUGUGUGUGUGUGUGUGUGUGUGUGUGUGUGUGUGUGUGUGUGUGUGUGUGUGUGUGUGUGUGUGUGUGUGUGUGUGUGUGUGUGUGUGUGUGUGUGUGUGUGUGUGUCCUUGUAUGAAUGAAUGCAUGUGUGCAUGUUGCCCCUUUUGACCAUUCGAGCUUGAAAGGCAACUUCUGUUAAAAUAUUGUAUUUGUGUUGUGAUGUUCAUUGCAAUAGUGGUUACAUGUGGCUUAGGUGAAAAUAAAUGUAUUUGUAUGCAUUUAUAUUUGAUUCUUGAAAAGACAAUGACAUUAAAAUGGCAUUCUAAAA
Molecule: messenger RNA, 2471 nt
Organism: Salvelinus fontinalis (brook trout)
Lineage: Eukaryota; Metazoa; Chordata; Actinopteri; Salmoniformes; Salmonidae
Product: tetraspanin-18-like
Exons: 10
Coding region: 631-1407 (258 amino acids)
Cellular component (GO): membrane
Source: RefSeq, a predicted model, not a curated record